Episyrphus balteatus (marmalade hoverfly) is the source of this 3232-nucleotide messenger RNA. RefSeq names its product CD151 antigen-like. The transcript is spliced from 6 exons. Lineage: Eukaryota; Metazoa; Arthropoda; Insecta; Diptera; Syrphidae. The coding region runs from base 1658 to 2443 and encodes 261 amino acids. Gene Ontology annotation, cellular component: membrane. The record is from RefSeq and is a predicted model, not a curated record.
CACACUAUCGGCUUCGGCACUGUUGGUUGUUCGUUAUUUUUAGUUUCAAUCAGUCUUGCAACGUAGUUCUUCGGACUCAGUUUAGACGUGUUUACACGCCGAAUGAUAAUUCUACCAACCUUUUUAUAGGCACUAAAAACAUUUAUUUAAAUUAUUUAAAUAAAUGUAUGGUACCAUUAAAUAUUUAUGAGUGAUUUUAUAUUAGCGAACAAAAUGUGUUGGUGAAAACACACUAAAUUGUGUCAAAUUGAUGUAAAUUUUUUAAACUUUUAUAGUUUUUUUGUCUCCAUAAAAAAAGUUCGUAUCUUUACCCUUUUUUUGUGUAGGUAGUCUUUUAUUUACUUGCCCCUUAAAAUUAGCAAAUUAAAUAUUUGUUUUCUUAUUUUCUCCUUAUCUGACGUUCGAUAUUAUAUCAAUAUUUUUCGAUGAGUGCUUGUGUCAAAAAUAAUUAUAGCAGCUGUACUACAUUUAUGAUAGACAGAUAGUUACGUGAUACGUGAAUAAUAAUUGCAAAACCAAGGGUUUUUUGCUAGCAUAUUUGCUUUACCCAACCUUCACCUUAAAAUAAAAGUGUUGUCUAGUGUUUAUCUAGUCUUAAGUGUGCAAAGUGCCAAUUCUAUAUUUAAGUGAAUGCUGCCGUUUUAGUUCACAGUUAUUAAAAAAUAAUAAUUCGCGCAACUCACUAUCAAUUUGAAAUUGUGUGUGUUCGGGGGAAAAAGUUCAAGAUUAGGGCGCCAUUUGUCGAUCAUUGUGUGCGCUCCAACCUAAUUGAUUAAUCCGAAUUCGAAAUCACCACCGCCUUCGGUUCAUCAGAAAUCAGAUCACGAUAUCGCGCCACGGUUCCUUGCGCGGCGCUCGCACAGCAAUAAGACAUCACACACAAGUUGUCGCUGUCGUCGUUUGAAUCCGUGAAAUAUUUGCCAACUUAAAUUUUUUUGUGGUUAUUCGUCGUCGUCGACAAUAAAUCAAAGACAACGACGUCAUGGUGGCAUAUAGCACGCCAUCAAUUCGAAUAAUGAAUGAUCCCCUCAAGUCACCAUCAUUGUCAACAAACGUGCAAUCAAUCGGACGAAAUUGAAUAAAAACUUCCAAAUACAAAAAUCAAAAUCAAAAUCGAAAAAGAAACAAAGUGACGGAACGGGACAGACAACAAAAAAAAAAACGUCUUGGAAAACAGCCAAUUAGGAGCACACCUUUUUCCUUUUUCGGGAUCGAUAUAUAAUACCUGAGUCUGUUGAAUCUCAAAACGAUAGCGCGCGAAGCAAAAAAACCAAAACAAAAACAGUGCAAAAAAAUAACCAUAAAUUUAAGAGCCAGAGCGCCAACAUUCCAAAUAUGGAAAUCAUUAAAAUUUAGGUUAAAGGGGUUGAAAAAGUUGAGGCUGAAAAAAAUCGUAUCUUUCGUCUCUUUGAGAUUCGCAAACUUCUCUCAAUAUAUUCUUCAUAGAUAAAUCGGGAACGGGAUCAGUGUGCCUUAGAGAUGAAUGUUGAUGGGUUUAUACUGAAUUUGAAUAUUUAGAUUAGGGACCAAAAAAAAAAGAUAUAUUUUUCCUUCUUUCGUUAAGAGAAGAAAAAAAAACUUGAAUUUUCUCAUCAAAGAUCCUUCCUCAAGCCAAACGUAACCACGUCGUCAACCAUCCAAAGUCACCGCCGAUAAGAUGUCACAUUAUAGUACGACAAAGCGAAAACGUCACAACCAUUGUUGUGGGAGUAUCAGCUUGAUCAAGUGUAUGCUGCAUAUCUUUAACAUUGUCUUUCUGAUGUCAGGAGUAGUUGUUUAUGGUGUUGCUAUGUGGACGAUAUUUUGGAAAUUACAUUAUGCUCCAUUAUUAGUUUCGAUAGCAUAUCAAGUUGGUACAUAUGGAUUGGCAGUUGCUGGAGCAUUAGCAAUUAUUGGUGGUUUCCUUGGAUGCUUUGGAAUAUUUUAUGAACAGAAAGUUAUUAUUUUGUUUUACACAUUCCUGCUAGUUCUAGUCUUCUUGCUUGAGCUGAUAAUCGGUGGUCUAGCAUAUUUUUACGAAACCCAACUCGAAGACGAAUUGAAAAGGACUCUCAAUAAAACAUUUGCUUCAAGUUAUGGUAUUGAUGAGAGUCGAACAGUUGCAAUUGAUCGAAUGCAACAAGAGUACAAAUGUUGUGGUGCCAUUCGUUUUGAGGAUUGGAGAUCCAGCGAAUGGUUAUCGAGCAAUCGAACAGAUAUAAUUCGGCCAACAAAUGGUCGAGUUGUACCCGAUUCCUGUUGUGUUACCCUCAUGGAUAAUUGUGGACUUCGGGAUCAUCCGAGUAAUAUUCCCUAUACGGGUUGUAUCUAUCAAUUUUCUGACGAAAUGCGCCGACAUCUAAUCAUUCUUGGAGCUGUUGGUCUAGGCAUUUGUUUAAUUCACAUUAUCGGAAUGAUUUUGUCAUGUUGCUUGUAUGUGAAGCUAAAAGAUCCAGAUGAUUGACAAUUACCUGCGGCUCGGGUCUACGAUUCAAGUUUCUUGAAUGAUUUUAGACCUGAGUCGCAGUUUUUGCCAACCAGCAGCACACCAAUAAAUACUGCCACUACGUCAGAUGAUAUAAGUCUUAUUUAUGGCAAUGGUACAAUGCCGCGAACAACAACGUGUCCGGUGCACACGACGACGACGACAAAAAAGCGAAUACGUUUUGCUAACGGUACAAAUGGUGUAGGAAGUAGCAGCAAUAGUAUCAGUCGUUAUAAUGAUUCAAAUAUAAUGGAUGAUAGUAUACAUCCGAUGGAUGUGAGCUUAUAGGAAUUCGAAAAAAUAUAUAGAAAUCUGUCGGUAGUGUAGAUUUCAUUGUUUUAAUUUAGAAAAAAAAGCCAUAUCGGACGCAUAUACGUUUGUUGAAAAUUUUUGCUAUUUAUAAUUUUUGUUGCGUCACUCAAUUUGUAUAAAUUUUCUUCUUAACACUUUUUUUGUAAAGUAUAAAAAAAUAAAAAAAAAACACACACACACACUUAAUUGUCAAUGUGAUAUUUAAUUUUAAAUUAUAAUUUUAAUGUUUGUAAAUUUUGUGUUUUUAUAGUUUUUAAGAAUAAAUACGAAUAUAGUCAUAAAUGUUAUUAAAAAAAAUUAUAAGAGAUGCAUAUUUUGUAAAAAAAAAUAAAAAGAUUAAUUUAUCUAGACCAUCAGUACUUAAAACAUUUUUAAUCUCCAAUUCACCAGUAAAGUAACCAAUUGAUUCUAAAGAUAUAAAUUGUUAAGUAAAAAUAAUUCAUAAUUUAGAAUAGU